CUUUUUUCGAAAUGAUAGUGAUGCCAAGCGGAUUUUUCGGUGUUUGUUAGAGAAGAUCAAACCUGCUGCUGCUGCUGAGCCGCCGAGCAUCUGAUGUCCUGCCCACUGUCAGAGCUGAGCACGCGCCGCUUGUGCGAGGCUGUCACCUCCCCAUCAGUCGUCAGGGAGGAGGGCUGCACAGACCGGGGGAGUAGUCGGUGGCAUCUCCGAGGUUCGGUGAAGUUCUGACCGAUUUGAAGACCAUGCAGUUGGAGAACAUCCUUCCAAGCUCCAGCAUCAACUUACCCAAGACCUUCUACAACCUGUCCUCCACGGACAGCGGCAACAACAGCCCCAGGCCGUCAUCGCAGCUCGACUAUCAAGAAGUGGAGCGGCCGGAGUCAGAGAGCAGGAGCGCGCCGAAGAAGUUCCUGGGCGGCGUGGGGACCGGGAUGCUGGGCGAGGGAGAGGGGGACGCGUUUAAGGCCGACGGGAGGAAGGGCUCCCCGGGGCUGGGUGAGGACGAGCUGACGAGCGGCCGACGGUACAACAUAGACGAACUUGGCUCUGACCGCUACUUCAUCUCGUCAUCCCAGGCGAGCUCCGACAUGGCCAACCCCUGCUCCCUCUUCCCCUACACCGGACAGACCGGGUCGGUGUACACCGGGUCGGGCAGCUCCAGGUACCCGGCCUCGCUCCAUUACGGCUCCGUCCUGCCCCCCGCGGGCUUCUCCUCUCCGUCAGUGUGCAGCGGCAGGAGUCAGUUCGGCAGCGGCGGGUACCAGUUCAGCCAGGGUCCGGGCUGCUUGUACCCCUCCUAUCCUGGGACGGGGGCGGGAAUCGGCUCCAUGUCUCUGCCCGGAUCUGCCACCGGGGCGAGGGCGCAGGUCUACCUGUGUAACCGGCCUCUGUGGCUGAAAUUCCAUCGACACCAGACGGAGAUGAUCAUCACCAAACAGGGCAGGCGGAUGUUUCCUUUUCUCAGCUUCAACAUCACCGGACUCAACCUCACGGCCCAUUACAAUGUCUUUGUGGAAAUUGUUCUGGCCGACCCGAACCACUGGCGCUUUCAGGGGGGCAAGUGGGUCACCUGCGGGAAGGCGGACAACAAUAUGCAAGGUAACAAAGUCUACGUUCAUCCGGAAUCCCCAAACACUGGUGCUCACUGGAUGAGGCAAGAAAUCUCCUUCGGCAAGCUGAAGCUGACCAACAACAAAGGAGCAAACAACAACAACACGCAGAUGAUCGUGCUGCAGUCGCUUCAUAAAUACCAACCGCGGUUGCACAUCGUGGAGGUGACAGAAGAUGGAGUGGAGGACAUGAGCAAUGAGGCCAGAACUCAAACCUUCACCUUCCCAGAGAACCAGUUUAUAGCCGUCACAGCCUACCAGAAUACAGAUAUUACACAGCUGAAGAUCGAUCACAACCCGUUUGCCAAAGGUUUCCGGGAUAACUAUGACUCGAUGUACACAGCUCCGGAAAGCGACCGGUUGACUCCGUCGCCGACAGACUCUCCUCGCUCCACACAGAUUGUCCCUGGAGCUCGCUACGCCAUGCAGCCUUUCUUUCAGGACCAGUUUGUCAACAACCUGCCUCAGAACCGAUUCUACACCGGGGAACGCGCCGUUCCCCAAACCAACAGCCUUCUCUCGCCACAGACUGAGGAAGCCAGCGCCGCUGCCUCCGCCCAGCGCUGGUUCGUGCCCCCGGUGCAGCAGCCGUGCUCCAACAAGCUUGAUCUGUCCUACGAAAAUGACUAUUCCACCAGCAGCCUGCUGUCGUACGGCAUCAAACCUCUGUCUCUGCAAACGUCUCACGCUCUCAGCUACUACCCAGACUCUGCCUUUGCCUCCAUGGCCGCAGGCUGGGGCACCAGAAGCUCCUACCAGCGCAAAAUGGCCACAGGGCUGCCUUGGUCCCCCCGCCCAAGCCCUCCAGCCUUUUCAGAGGACCAGCUGGGGGUCACUAAAGACAAGCUGCCUGAGGAGAACCUGCCGCCGACCUCCACCUGGAUCGAGACGUCCAGCUCACUGAAAUCGUUGGACUCUAUCGAUUCCGGCGUGUACUCCAUGGUGUGCAAGAGACGCAGGAUGUCACCCGGGGGCUCGAGUACAGAAAACUCCCCCACCAUCAAGUGUGAGGACUUGACCACAGAGGAAUACAACAAGGACAAUCCAAAAGGCAUGGGUUAUUAUGCAUUCUACACAAGCCCCUAAGACUGUAUUUAUUUAAGCUAAAUAUUUGUUUAUGACUCCAUGUUCGCUAUUCCUCGUUAAUGUCUUUUUUGUUUUGUUUUUGUUUUCUCUUUUCUCUAAAGGUGCCAAAGCUUAGUGUCCCCCCCCCACCCUCAAGCAAGCUGAACAAGGUUAUUUUUCCAGGCCAGCCCCCCCCCCCCCCCCCUCUCUCAAAUGAGCAGAAACAUGCAUAGUGGUUGUUGUUUUGUUGGGUUUUUAUUUUGAAAAAGCAUGUUGAGUUUUCUCCAAUUAUUUUUGCAACUUUUUUAAACUGACGUGGACCCCCCCCCCCCCCCCCCACUGCAUAUUCAAUCAUAUCAUUUUUGUUGUACAGUAUUUGUGCACUUUAGGACGUGAUGUAUCUUGUACUGUACAAAUUGUCUUCAUUGAAGUGGUAUUGAAUGGAUAAAUAAAAUUGCUUUUCUUAAAGCAGA
Messenger RNA from Oryzias latipes (Japanese medaka), 2647 nucleotides. It is a transcript of the gene eomesa, whose product is annotated as eomesodermin homolog a. Gene Ontology annotation, cellular component: nucleus; chromatin. Gene Ontology annotation, molecular function: DNA-binding transcription factor activity, RNA polymerase II-specific; RNA polymerase II cis-regulatory region sequence-specific DNA binding. The record is from RefSeq and is a predicted model, not a curated record. NCBI's taxonomy places the organism in Eukaryota, Metazoa, Chordata, Actinopteri, Beloniformes, Adrianichthyidae. Gene Ontology annotation, biological process: mesoderm formation; CD8-positive, alpha-beta T cell differentiation involved in immune response; positive regulation of DNA-templated transcription.